Molecule: messenger RNA, 1500 nt
Organism: Necator americanus (New World hookworm)
Lineage: Eukaryota; Metazoa; Nematoda; Chromadorea; Rhabditida; Ancylostomatidae
Exons: 1
Coding region: 1-1500 (499 amino acids)
Source: RefSeq, a predicted model, not a curated record
AUGCUUGAUACCAGAGAAGGCGAGCGGGCAGUGUAUCGUUUACUCAGAGCGCGUCAUCGCUUAACGUUGGAUAUGGAGCACACCAAGAUCGUUAGCGGAGCUGAUGGAGCCGUUCUGCGCCGCUCUGGUCAGAUCCUGGAGAGGUGGCGAGAGUACUACAAUCACUUGUGUAACGAAGAGUUCUGUUAUCCUCCCAUCCCAACUGUUCCCAGCGUCGAGGGUCCUGUUCUACCAAUUAGCGCCGUCGAAGUCAGUGCUGCCCUCGCAAAAAUAAAGUCGAACAAGGCAACGGGUCCUGAUGACGUACUUGCUGAUGUCUGGAAGCUGCUAGGAGAUCGAGGGUCCGUGUGGCUCGCAACUCUAUUUAACAAAAUCGUUGCAGAAGGACGGACUCUAGACGUUUGGCACUGCACUUCGUACGGGUCUAUACGACUGCCGUGCCAUACGAUGAAGGUUUUUGGGCGUGUCCCGGAAGCUCGUCUGAGGAAAAUUGUUAGCGUUUCACUCAACCAGUGCUGCUUUGUGAAGGAUUGCAGCACUAUAGAUGCUAUCCAUGCUGUCCGUAUCCUCCUGGAGAAACAUCGAGAGAAGAACCGCAGUGUGCAUCUUGCUUUUCUCCAUCUCGAGAAAGCUUUCGACCGUGUCCCUCAUGAGCUGUUAUGGAUGUCCAUGAGGUCGCAUAGAGUACCAGAAGAAUAUGUGCGGUGGACAAAGCUGCUUUAUGUGAAGCCUACCAGCGUUGUGCAAUGUGCUGCUGGAACAAGCAGGCCAUUCCCUGUACAAGUUGGGGUUCAUCAGGGUUCGUCCCUCUCACCCCUGUUGUUCAUACUGUGCAUGGACACGAUAACGAAGGAAAUCCAGAAGCAGCAUCCGUGGACCCUACUCUUUGCCGACGAUGUCAUGCUUGCGUCGGAGCCUCUAGAUGAUCUUCAGAAACAAGUACAGUCUUGGAAGGAUCGGCUGCAGCAAUAUGGAUUGCGCCUCAACACAUCAAAAACUGAAAAAAUGGCAACAGAUGUACUGUACGACCAGAAAGUCCCUGUUCGACUGAAGUCGAAGAUCUACAGGACGGUUGUGCGUCCUGUUGCUCUUUACGUAUGCGAGUGCUGGAUGACGACGAAAGCCUUAGAAAGAGUGUUGCACGCUAUGGAGAUGCUGAUGUUGAGGUGGACGAUAGGUGUAACGCUAAAAGAGAAAGUAUCCAACGACACUGUACGCUCCAUCUUCGGCGUCGUCCCGAUAACUGAGAAGGUGAAAGAGGCGCGACUGAGAUGGUUUGGUCACGUCUUGCGGCGAGAGGAAGAUUCUGUUGCCAAGACCGCUCUGAAGCUCGACGUUUCAGGAGUGAGGCCGCGUGGGAGGCCAAAGAUUCGCUGGUUAGACCGUGUGAAGCUGGAUAUGAUAGAUGCGCGUUUGUGUACGGCUGAGGCAAUGGAUAGAACCAAAUGGAAGACAAGAAGCAGAAAGGCGGACCCUGCAACAACGCGGGACAAACGCUAG